CAUUCACAUAGUAACACUCUGGGUACAUACGUGUCUUAAGGUCGAGAGUAGAAACCUCAGGGAAACUUCAACACUUGUUUACGAAUUACUCGAAACUCUCUCAGCUGUUAACUCUAAAAGUUGAUUGCAGACUUCAACGAACUCGGAGAAUAUAGUAUGGGCGUUGGUCGAAACACUUGUUGAACGUGAUUGGAACUGAUUCACCUACACAUAUCAAUACCAGGGCAUGUACCGUUCGAUUGAUUGAUUGACAACCAUGGGAACGCAAGACGAUACACUAACUGGCCGCGUACUGAUUAUAAUACAGGUUUUCAUAUUUAUUGGUUUCUCCAAUGCCGGGUACAAAUGUACGGAUGAUUGUGCAUACUCGCAUGACAAUUUGUGCGAUGAUGGAGGAGUGGAUUCAUACAGUAAUUAUUGUUACCUGGGAAGUGACUGCGAUGACUGCGGACCCAGAGAAGUUCCUGACACAACCACAGUUGCACCGCCAACAACACCAACAACACCAACAACACCAAGUUCAACAACAAGAACAACUGCAAUGCAUGCUAUGCAGACGACAUUUGUGCAUACAACCACUGCAGCAUCUGAAGCUGAACAUGCCCACACAACGCUGAACACUAGUACAGAUGCCAGCAAAACAACAGAUCUUCAGACAGAGGGACAUGAAACAUCAGGAGCAGAAUCCACUCACACCCCAGAAAUUGUCACAGAUGUUAUACACAGCUCCAGAACAGAGUAUGAAGUGAUGUCAAUGAUGACAACCAAUGAAAAUGAAGAGAACAAUGUAACAAUGUACAAUAUAAGAACAGAAGAACAAGAAACAGAGGUUGUAGAUAGUUCUACAUUGGUUGGUACAGAAAUAGUGAUUACUGGUUUUACACCAACAGAAGAACAAGAAACAGAGGUUGUAGAUAGUUCUACAUUGGUUGGUACAGAAAUAGUGACUACUGAUUUUACACCAACAGAAGAACAAGAAACAGAGGUUGUAGAUAGUUCUAUAUUGGUUGGUACAGAAAUAGUGACUACUGAUUUUACACCAACAGAAGAACAAGAAACAGAGGUUGUAGAUAGUUCUACAGUGGUUGGUACAGAAAGAGUGACUACUGAUUUUACACCAACAGAAGAGCAAGAAACAGAGGCUGUAGGGAGUUCUACAUUGGUUGGUACAGAAAUAGUGAUUAUUAGUUUUACACCAACAGAAGAACAAGAAACAGAGGUUGUAGAUAGUUCUAAAUUGGUUGGUACAGAAAUAGUAACUACUGAUUUUACACCAACAGAAGAACAAGAAACAGAGUGUGUAGAUAGUUCCACAUUGGUUAGUACAGAAAUAGCGACUAAUGGUUUUAAACCAACAGAAGAACAAGAAACAGAGGUUGUAGAUAGUUCUACAUUGAUUGGUACAGAAACAAUGACUACUGAUUUUACACCAACAGAAGAACAAGAAACAGAGGUUAUAGAUAGUUCUACAGUGGUUGGUACAGAAAUAGUGAUUAUUAGUUUUACACCAACAGAAGAACAAGAAACAGAGGUUGUAGAUAAAACACUGACUACUGAUUUUACACCAACAGAAGAACAAGAAACAGAGGUUGUAGAUAGUUCUACAGUGGUUGGUACAGAAAUAGUGACUACUGAUUUUACACCAACAGAAGAACUAGAAACAGAGGUUGUAGAAAGUUCUACAUUGGUUGGUACAGAAAUAGUGACUACUGAUUUUACACCAACAGAAGAACAAGAAACAGAGGUUGUAGAUAGUUCUACAUUGGUUGGUACAGAAACAUUGACCACUGGUUUUACACCAACAGAAGAACGAGAAACAGAGGUUGUAGGGAGUUCUACAUUGGUUGGUACUGAAAUAGUGACUACUGAUUUUACACCAACAGAAAAACAAGAAACAGAGUUUGUAGGUAGUUCUACAUUGGUUGGUACAGAAACAAUGACUACUGAUUUUACACCAACAGAAGAGCAAGAAACAGAGUCUGUAGGCAGUUCUGUAGUGGUGGGUACAGAUGUGGGGUCUACUGGUGGAGCACAAACAGAAGGGCCAGAAACAGAGGUUGUAGAUAUUUCUACAGUGGUACAUACAGAAAUGGUGACUACUGGUGGAACACCAACAGAAGAGCAAGAAACAGAGGUUGUAGGUAGUUCUACAUUGGUUGGUACAGAAAUAGUGACUACUGGUUUUGCACCAACAGAAGAACAAGAAACAGAGGUUGUAGAUAGUUCUACAGUGGUUGGUACAGAAAUAGUGACUACUGAUUUUACACCAACAGAAGAAUUAGAAACAGGGGUUGUAGAUAGUUCUACAGUGGUUGGUACUGAAAUAUUGACUACUGAUUUUACACCAACAGAAAAACAAGAAACAGAGUUUGUAGGUAGUUCUACAUUGGUUGGUACAGAAACAAUGACUACUGAUUUUACACCAACAGAAGAGCAAGAAACAGAGUUUGUAGGUAGUUCGACAUUAGCUGGUACAGAGGUGACGACUACUGGUUUUACACCAACAGAAGAGCAGGAAACAGAGUCUGUAGGCAGUUCUGUAGUGGUGGGUACAGAUGUGGGGUCUACUGGUGGAGCACAAACAGAAGGGCCAGAAACAGAGGUUGUAGAUAUUUCUACAGUGGUACAUACAGAAAUGGUGACUACUGGUGGAACACCAACAGAAGAGCAAGAAACAGAGGUUGUAGGUAGUUCCACAGUUAUGGGUACAGGAGUGAUGACUACUGGUGUAACACAAACAGAAAAGCAAGAAACAGAGAUUGUCGGUAGUUCUAAAGUAGAUGGUACAGAAGUGGUGACUAGUGGUUUGAUGCCAACAGUAGAGGAUGGAACAGGGGUUAUAGAUAGUUCGAGAUUUGCUAGUACAGUAAAAGUGGCUACUCGUUCAACUCUACAUAGUACAACAAUGGUGAGACCAACUGAAGAAGAUACUGAAUCUACAACUGUUGUAUUAUCGACCCUACCAACUAUUCUAGCUGUCUAUGUCACCUCGACAGAAGUACAGAUGGCAGAUGAUUCCUAUCUCCGGGAAUGGUCUGAUUCAGUUGCACUGACAUUUGAUCUGAAAUUAUCAACUAAUGAAAGUUUACAAUCAGUGAGCUUGAACAAUGACUGGAAGUUAAUCAUUUACAUUAGAGAUGUUUCAUCCACAAAUGAAACCGUAAAUGAAAGAUUGCGUCCAUAUGAAGUUGAGGUUGACAACUUCCAAAUCUCCGGAUCAGACUUAGUGUUUAAUGAUAUAAUUGUCAACAUGAACUUGUCUGGUCUCCUAUGUUCCGAAAUGACAUACAUAUGUAUUGAGUUAAUAGCCUAUGAUGGCAAUGGUACUGAUCUUGUUUUCAUCAGAGAACCAGUUGAUUGUGUUUCAAUACUUUGUAGAGGUGUGGAAAUAGCUCCAUUCGUAGAUGUGGUAACUGGGAGCAAAUUACGUGAAGGUAUGGACGACCAAAGCUUUCAAUUUAACCUUAUUUUGUAUCCGGAUCCUGAGGCUGGAAGCAUUGAAGGGGAAUAUCUAUGGACACUAACAUCAUUCUUCAGCCAAUCAAAUGACGGAUAUGGAAAUACAGAUGCAGGAACUGUACACAGUCUGACAACUGACCAAUCGGGAAUGUCCUUAUAUAGUGGUAUUCCAGCUUCGUGGACUGGUUUUCGUUCGUCUGCAAUAAAUAUCACUGAUAAGCUUUGCUCAGAUGUAUCCAAGUAUUUCUGCGUUAAUAUCAGCAAGAGUAGUCUCUCUAAUCCCGAUUUUACGUUUGGAAACCCCGUAAUGACCUGCACCCCAACCCCAUGUACAGGUGUGGAUGUCGUUGACACCAGGUUGUCAAUUGUAAGCGGCAUCGUUGUGAAAGAGCAUGAAUCUUCCCAGUAUUUCAACGUUUUCGUUACAUUGUUAUCUAGUCCGGAUUUUGGAGACAUUGAGGGCGCCAGUCUAUGGAACGUCACGAUGUACGUUAACACACAAGGGAAUGCUAAUGUCGGGGACGUCAGUGCUCUCGCGGUUGCUGAUAUACCGCGGGAUAUGCGAGAUCUGAGUUUGUUAGCUGGCAGCAAUGCUAUUUUGGAAGGGGUCGAAGCGUUUAUGGACUUGGCUGAGCUGAACUGUAGACAGAUAAGGUAUCUGUGUGUCGAUGUGUCACGUGAUCAGACGUCAGUGCCUGCGUUCACAUUGACUGGUAAAUUACAGACAUGCGCAGAAAUAACCUGCCGAGGUGUUGAGAUCACUGACACGGAACUGAUCGUAAAAAGCGGUACAUCGAUCGUCGAAAGAUCGGGGAACCAUUCCGUGACAUUCGACGUCUUAUUGUCGUCCAAUCCGGCAGCAGCUAGCAUAUCAGGUGAUCGCCUGUGGGAGAUGUACGUCUACUUAAGCGAUGUUGAGUUUGACGACACCCAUUCGUUUGCGGCAACGUACCCAGUGUUGAGCUCGGUGGAGGAUACCGAUCUCACUGCAGGCGUGACGCUGGCUCUCCUGGGCAUUGAGGCGUUUCUGGAUAUAGACAGCCUGACGUGUGACCAGAUGCGGUAUAUUUGCGUCACCGUCUUCAAAGGAAGGUAUUCCAGUCCAGAGUACACUUUGACUGGUGUACCAGACCAGAAUAUUCUCACUGCCUGUCAACCCGUAACGUGCACUGGAGUGAUUAUCAGCACAGAUUUGCAGCUCUCGGAUGAUUUCUACUUAUUGGAGGGGGUAGAUAACCAGCACAUCUCCUACACUAUGACGUUAUUUGCGUCAUCAGCAGGGGCAGGCGUCAGUGGAAUGAACCUUUGGGAUAUAAGGACACAAUUACGAAGCAUAGAAGACGCCAUUGUCGACACGAGUAAUGGAACUAUACAAGAAGUAAACACUACACUGAACGCUGGUGGCGUUUUACUUAUGUCAAAUGUGAAAUCGGUCCUGUCGUUAGAAGGCGUCCUGUGUCAUCAGUUUUUUAACAUAUGCGCCAUUCUAAAUAAAAACAGCAAUGCCAAUACGGAGUACACGAUAGAAUAUGACAGGUCUACGUUAGUUAGUUGUAGAUCUGUUUCUUGUAAAGGUGUUGAAAUAAUUGAAGUCGCGCCAACUAUCAUGAACGGAGACAUUGUAGCCGAGGCAGAUGACGCACACGCAGUUAGCAUAAACGUUGGCAUGACGUCAUCCAUAUACGGGACGAACAGAACAGGAGCGGGCAGUUGGGCACUCGAGGUAUUCGUCACCAGCGAUGACGUCAGAAUGCCCAAACUCGUUAAUCUGUAUGCGACACUUACUGCAGCGCAACAGGAUACCGAGUUGAUCGGCGGGAUACCCUCUGUUUUGUCCAAUAUUGAAGUAGAGCUGGACGUGUCGGCUUUACAAUGUAGUGAAUUCACUCAGUUAUGUGUUGUACUACACAAGGGAGACAAUGCUGAACCAGAUUUCACGUUAGGUGUCCUGCAAGACGAAAAUGCUUUACCUGGAUGUGCUCACUUGAGCUGUCAACGUGUUGCCUUCAAUAUUUCCGCUAUUAAUGUAACAACGUCAUCAUUCACGAUACGAUGGGACGAAGCUGUCGGCGACUUUGAUGGCUACUACAUUGACGUAUCACCAGCGCUGACAGGUCUUUCCUCCUCAUUUAUCACUGAGAGAGAUGAACCGCGUGAAGCAAGCUUCUUUGAUUUGGAGUCUGGACAGGAAUAUGUUAUCAGUGUCGGUAUUGCCAAAAAUGGUUUCCCCAAAAGUACAGGUGUUACGCAGUACACACAAAGAACAUUUCCUGAGAAAGUUGAUUCAUUGCGUGUAUCCAUGGUAACUGAAACUGAAAUUCACGUAGUUUGGGACAGACCAGAUGGAGUUGUUUCUACAUACGUGAUAUCCAUACAACCUUCUGAGGGGACAGCAACCUUACCGAUCACACUACCGAGUGAUUCAACGACCGCGUCAUUCUCUGGUCUAUCACCGAUGUCACAGUACGUCAUCACAAUCGUGACGUACGCCGGUAGUUUACAAAGUAAGGAGGUACCCGUCAAAGUCAUUACCGGAACUAUUCCACCCGUGUUGGAAGUCACCAGCUUCACCAUGGAUACCAUCACCGUGGCAACCUAUGUGGACAACAGACUAUCACACGGGAUGUUACAUUUAUCGUAUUUUCCAACGGACGCUGAACCAAUACCAAUAGAGCUAGAUUUAAAUAAGACUAGUUACGUCAUCACCGACCUGGUGCCCGGGAGACUGUAUACUUUAGAAGUAAAAAUUGUCGCUGAUAUUGACGGUGGAAGAAUUACCAGCAAUUCGGACAGAAAAUACCAACAAACAGAACCGAGUCCACCCGGAAGCAUUGUCGUAUCCAGGAUUACAGAAUUCGGAGCAAUUGUGAACUGGGAACCAUCAUCUGGUGAUUUCAACUUUUACCUUGUCACGUAUUCUUCAGCUAGUGUCAACACUGCGUUACCAAUACGUGUGAACCAUGGUCAAACGCCACAGCUGUCAUUGUCCGGUUUAAGCCCUGCGACUGUCUAUACUGUCCACGUCAGUACACGGAGUGGUGAACUUACAAGUCAGUCAGUUUCAACAACAUUUAAUACACUGCUUGCGCCACCCGGCCGUCUGUCUGUGAACGGAGUGACGUCGUCUAGUGUUCAAAUAUCAUGGUUGCCAGCAAUCAGUGGAUUGGCUGUGGAGUACUACGUGACGUAUGCGCCAUUCGUAGAGGGGGCGACACCAGCAUCGCCGUUUACGUUGAAUGGCACCUCUGUGAACAUAACCAAUCUCUAUCCAUUUACCAUAUACACGGUCACAGUACAAACUAGAAUUGACGAUAUGUAUAGCAGAGAAAGGGGCAUCACAGCAACAACUUAUCCUGACUUGCCGUCUUCAGUUAAAGGUUUUAACGUAACUGUAGAGUCGCCCUACCAAGUAACGCUAACCAUUCAACAGCCGUCAUUCGCCAAUGGCAUAUUGGAGUCAUAUAUUGUCAACGUUGUUGGCUACAAGGAGGGAUUCCCUCCACAUAUCCUCGACUUUGAAAUACCACCAGACGAGACUGAUGACAUCACAGAAUAUUUACUGGAAGAUGUGAUAGCCGGGUACACGUAUACGUUUACAGUGAAACCACAAAACUCUUUAGGCAUCGGACCUCUGCGAACAGCUGGUCAAGUUAUCAUGCCAAUCUAUCCUCCACCGAAACCAACUGCUUCACGUAUUACGGCAAAUGUUCGGUUUGUUGAGACCACCGCCUACACAUUGCGUAUUCACCUAAGUAAUAAUUUAUUUGAUGACAGAUUUGGAAUAAUUGUUGCUUACUUAGUUAUCAUUGCUGAGGACGGAGGUGAGUAUUCACCAUUGCCAGAGGUUCUUCCAUCAUAUGAUGAAGUCAUUGACAGCUCGCCGUGGCCACCAUACCAAACCAGUCAGCCAUUCAAUCCAUUUGAGACUUUAUCGAUUGGUAGACGGCGACGCAAUACACUGCAGACUGUUAAUUACAUCAUAGGCGCCAAGGAGAAUUGUGAUGUCAGUCUUGUUUACUGUAAUGGGGCCUUAAGACCAGUUACAGACUACAGGUAUGUCAUUCGUGGCUACAAUGAACUUGGUAACUACACCGAUACGGACUGGUCACUUCCACAAAAAACAGAUUUAGAUCCAUUCUGGAUUCUGUAUGGUGUCAUAGCAGGAUUAAUAUUAAUUGGCAUCAUUAUACUGAUAUGUAUAUGUUAUUGUUGCUGUUGUAGAAGAAGACGAUCAUCGACGCAAGACUCAGACAAGUUAUCGGAACCCCCGUCAUAUACGCCCUAUGCGUGCGAGAAUGGUGUGUUUUUUAAUGGGAAUGAACCCACCCUUGAGAAAACAGAGAAAUUGUAUACCCUGUCACUGAGGAGGAAACGAAAAUCAAGACCAGUACCGUUGAAAGGUUUUCGUGAUUAUGUGAAUGAAUUAGACGAAGACGACAGGAAAGGAUUUGAAGAGGAAUAUGACGAUCUCCGAAAACUAGUAGUGAGACAGCCAACAUCGGUGGGACAGCGAAUGGAACACAGAUCAAAGAACAGAUACACUAACAUUGUACCCUAUGAUAAUAACAGAGUUAUAUUGUCAGGCAGUGGGAAUAGUUACAUUAAUGCCAGUUAUAUUUCGGGUUCCAAAGGCUCACGAUCGUAUAUUGCAACACAAGGACCACUGGAAAGCACUUGUGGCGAUUUCUGGAAAAUGAUUUGGCAACAACGCGUGACCACUGUCGUCAUGAUGACGCAAUGCAACGAACUUGGAAAGAGUAAAUGUCACCACUACUGGCCACGAGAUACCCAGACACAGAUUUCGCACAGUGAUCUCACAAUAAGACUAACAUCUGAAACCAGGCUUCCCGAUUGGAUAAUACGAGACUUUUCAAUAGAAUCUAAUGGUGAAAUUCGUGCAUUACGCCAGUUUCACUUUACAUCGUGGCCAAUCACAGGGACGCCGUACGAUGCUGACCCAUUGAUCCGAUUUAUUGAAGCUAUUCGAAUUCAAGUCUUGCCAAAUAGCGGACCAAUACUAGUACACUGCAGUGCUGGUGUUGGUCGAACAGGUGUCUUUAUUGCAUUGUAUCACCUUCUAGAAUAUUUCUACACUAUGAUCCAGGUUGAUAUAUUUGGUAAAGUCAUAAAAAUGAGGAAACAAAGACCAUUUAUGGUUCAGACACAGGGUCAGUAUGAAUUCCUCUACUAUGCAAUUCAACAACAUAUAAAAGAGAAGCCACUGGGAACUAAUUGGUCCAUGAGAAAAACCAUGGAUAGCAACUGGACGAUAACAUAUGGCGGCACAGUGGAUCCUGAUGAUAGUGGGCCAGGUUUCUUUGAUCCUUAUGACCCGGAAGAAGUAUAAGGCCUCAGUGUGUGUUGCAAAGUAUUAUCAAAUGCCUCGUUUUGCCCGG
Messenger RNA from Saccoglossus kowalevskii, 8855 nucleotides. RefSeq lists its product as uncharacterized. Gene Ontology annotation, biological process: protein dephosphorylation. Lineage: Eukaryota; Metazoa; Hemichordata; Enteropneusta; Harrimaniidae. Gene Ontology annotation, molecular function: protein tyrosine phosphatase activity; protein binding. The record is from RefSeq and is a predicted model, not a curated record.